GUGUCUAUGGGGAGAGGUGUGUGUGUUCACCUGUGCUUGCUCUCUGCCCGACAGGAUCGGCCUCUCUCAGCUGGAGGGGUUCCGUCGCCACCUGCUGGAGGUCCUGCAGAAAAGCAACAAGCCAAAGUGGAGGAUUAUAAUGGGGGGCACAAAGUGUAUCCCCAAGUCGGAGCUGCCCAACGAUGAUGACCCCACGGUGACCUCUGUCCCCAGCUCCGGGCAGUGGCUCCACCCCAGCGAUCUCAGCAUUGCGCUGUCCGCCAGCACCCCGCUGUACCCCCCCGGCCGUAUCAUCCACGUCGUGCACAACCACCCCCCGGAGAGCUGGUGCUGUGGCCAGGAGGACCCCACCUACUCUGCGCUGUGGGGUGAUAACCGGGCGUUCGACGAGGUCAUCAUCUCUCCCGCCAUGCUGAACGAGCACCUGCCACACGUCGUGAUGGAGGGACUCUACAAGGUGAUGGAGGUGUUCUUACUGGAAACCAGUGCUUCCAGUACAGAGCAGAGAGAGGCAGAGUGUGUGGUACCAGAGUCUGUGUGUGACACGGGUUCGACUGGCCCAGACAGCUGCUCCCCCACUGCAGCCCAAAGAGACCCUGUGGCCUUCAGCAGCUGAGAGCAGCUCUCUCGAACCCUGGACCCCUGGGAUCCCCCGCGCUGCCCGGCCCCCUGGCUUCACUUUACUGCAAUCCCCCCCCACCUCCCCGCGGGAUCAGACCUUCGGGAUCUCUGGGACCUCUGGCUCACACCUGUCAGAUCCCAGCUGAGCCCGCGUCCUCGCCCCGCAGGCUGCUGGACCUCCAGGACCCGAGAGCACAGAGAGCAGCCCUCUGAGCCACAGACGCUCUGAGUCCGUCUCCAGUCUGCCCCCCAGGGGACCUGUGUGCUGCCCCCUGUCUCCCCCCCCCUCCCCCCCGCCUCUCCUUCUGCCUCUCUCUCUCCUCCCUCCUGUCUCUCUCUCU
Lepisosteus oculatus (spotted gar) is the source of this 962-nucleotide messenger RNA. The record is from RefSeq and is a predicted model, not a curated record. Lineage: Eukaryota; Metazoa; Chordata; Actinopteri; Semionotiformes; Lepisosteidae.